GCCACCGAUCGCAGGCUCCGGACGCCUGGGCUAAGGAAGCCGGAACCGCCGGGGAAGGCAGGAAAGCGCACCGAGCUCAGGCUCGGCUCCGGCCACUGCCACCUCGCUCCGCUCCCGCCCCAUGGCUCCGCGGCGGCCGCCGCCGCUGCCGCCCUUGCCUUCCGAGGGCCCUCGCGGCAGCGGGUGCAAGACCUCCUUUAAGGACUAAACAGGGUCGGCGCCUGCUCGCCCGCCAACCACAGCCCCAGGAAGGUGGAGGCCGGAGAUACUGGAGACGAGAAGGAAGAGCGAGCUGGAAUCAGGUCCACACGGGACGGUCCAGCCUCCAGCCUCAGGCAGAGAGGGGGGCUGCGCAGCUGGUUUGCGACUGAUUCAGGGCUGGCGCCCUGCAGAAGACAUUGGGUGCUCCAGGCCGGUCCCCCGCACCUGCCCGAGCCCGGCACCCCCGACUCACCUGACCCCUGGCGUCCCUGUCCCCAUUCCGACUGCUGCAGCCCAAGCGGGACUCCGCGGGCCUGGAGCGCAGCGAGGUCUAAUAUGCCCAGAGCCGAGGCGCGAUGAAGGAGAAGUCCAAAAAUGCGGCCAAAACCAGGAGGGAGAAGGAAAAUGGCGAGUUUUACGAGUUGGCCAAGCUGCUCCCGCUGCCUUCGGCCAUCACCUCGCAGCUGGACAAAGCGUCCAUCAUCCGACUCACCACCAGCUACCUGAAGAUGCGCGCGGUCUUCCCGGAAGGUCUAGGAGACGCGUGGGGACAGCCGAGCAGAACAGGGCCUCUGGACAGCGUGGCCAAAGAGCUGGGAUCCCAUUUGCUGCAGACUCUAGAUGGAUUUGUGUUCGUGGUGGCCUCUGAUGGCAAAAUCAUGUAUAUAUCUGAGACCGCUUCUGUCCAUUUAGGCUUGUCCCAGGUGGAGCUCACAGGCAACAGUAUUUAUGAGUACAUACAUCCUUCUGACCACGACGAGAUGACAGCUGUACUUACGGCCCACCCACCGCUCCACCAUCACCUGCUCCAAGAGUACGAGAUAGAGCGGUCUUUCUUUCUCCGAAUGAAGUGCGUCUUGGCAAAAAGAAACGCAGGCCUGACAUGCAGUGGAUACAAGGUCAUUCACUGCAGCGGCUACCUAAAGAUCAGGCAGUACAUGCUGGACAUGUCCCUGUACGACUCCUGUUACCAGAUCGUGGGGCUGGUGGCCGUGGGCCAGUCACUGCCGCCCAGUGCCAUCACGGAGAUCAAGCUGCACAGCAACAUGUUCAUGUUCAGAGCCAGCCUCGAUCUGAAGCUCAUAUUCCUGGACUCCAGGGUGACAGAGCUUACGGGCUAUGAGCCGCAAGACCUGAUCGAAAAGACGCUGUACCAUCAUGUGCACGGCUGUGACACCUUCCACCUCCGAUAUGCACACCACCUCUUGCUUGUGAAGGGCCAGGUCACCACCAAAUACUACCGGCUGCUGUCCAAGCUGGGCGGUUGGGUCUGGGUGCAGAGCUACGCCACUGUGGUGCACAACAGCCGUUCCUCCAGGCCUCACUGCAUCGUGAGUGUCAAUUAUGUUCUCACGGAUGUUGAAUACAAGGAACUUCAGCUGUCUCUGGACCAGGUAUCAACCUCUAAGUCCCAGGAGUCCUGGAGAACCACCUUGUCUACCUCACAAGAAACUAGGAAAUCAGCUAAACCCAAAAACACAAAGAUGAAGACAAAGCUGAGAACCAACCCAUAUCCCCCACAGCAAUACUGCUCCUUCCAAAUGGACAAACUGGAGUGCAGCCAGGCGGGAAACUGGAGAACUAGUUCCCCCACAAAUGCUGUGGCUCCCCCGGAACAGCAGCUCCAUUCAGAAGCCAGCGACCUUUUAUAUGGGCCGCCCUACAGCCUCCCCUUCUCCUACCAUUAUGGACACUUCCCAUUGGACUCUCACGUCUUCAGCAGCAAGAAGCCAGGAUUGCCCGCCAAGUUCGGGCAGCCCCAAGGAUCCCCAUGUGAGGUGGCACGCUUCUUCCUGAGCACACUGCCAGCCAGCAGCGAAUGCCAGUGGCACUGUGCCAACUCUCUAGUGCCCAGCAGCCCGUCGCCAGCUAAAAACCUUUCUGAGCCUCCUGUGAAUGCUGCCCGGCAUGGACUUGUGCCAAACUAUGAAGCGCCCUCCGCAGCCGCGCGCAGGUUCGGCGAGGACCCCGCACCCCCAAGCUUCCCGAGUUGCGGCCACUACCGCGAGGAGCCGGCGCUGGGCCCCGCCAAGGCGGCUCGCCAGGCGUCCCGGGACGCAGCCCGGCUGGCGCUGGCCCGAACGCCCCCCGAGUGCUGCGUGCCGCCCGCCCCCGAGCCGCAGGCGCCGGCGCAGUUGCCCUUCGUGCUGCUCAACUACCACCGCGUGCUGGCACGCCGCGGGCCUCUGGGGAGCGCUGCGCCCGGAGCCCCCGAGGCGGCCGGCUCGCUGCGGCCCCGACACCCCGGCCCGGUCGCCGCCUCUGCGCCCGGCGCGCCCCGGCCGCACUACCUGGGCGCCUCGGUCAUCAUCACCAAUGGCAGGUGACCCGCCAAGGCCAGUCCCGCUCGGCAGGGCGACCCGCAGGGAGAAGCCAUAGGCCAGGUCUUCUCUGGUUCCUUUUUCACCCCCAAGGUCCAGCAGAUGGAGGGGCGAACUGUAUAUGCACGAUAUAAAUUAAUUUAUACAGAGACAACUAUUUUAAUAGAACUCCGAAGCCGACUUUUAGAUUUUUACCGUAGAUGCUGGUGUAGAGGGUUGGGACGCAGUUGGAGAAUGGGGAGAAGGGACUGCCCAUCCCUGUCCAAGGGCCGGUUUUCACGGGGCUGAGCAUCCAGAUGUCAACCUGUGACCUCAAACUACCGUUUCUAGGGAUCGUGGUUUCCUCACCAUGAAGCCAAUCAAGCCGAGGUCCAAUAAUGGGAAUUCAAGACAUUGCAUACAACUUGGCAGACGAUUGCCACUUUAAGUCCCUCACUUCCCCCCCGCCCCCCCUCUCCGUGGUCCUCUGUUCCCGAGGGGUACAGACAGGGUGGAAAGUCCCUUCAGAGUCCUUUUGGACACUUGUAAAGGCAGAAUGUUAUCCUUGUAAGUCCCACGAGCAGACAACAGUUUCUGCUGUCUUUGAACUCAUGCAUCUCAUUUUUAAAUUUAAUCCUUUUAAAAAUACAAAGGCCAACAAACGGAGGCUAAGGAGGCAGACGUGCAAGCCUAUUGUGUGCGUGGACACGGGUGUGCUUCAGAAGCACAUCAACAAGCUCGUUCAUAACCGAGCCCUUAGGAACUCUGGUUGACACAAGUUGCACCUUCAAAAUAUGAAGUAGGCAUUAAAUGCAAAAAAGAAUAUAUAUAGCCAGGCAUGUUAGAGAAUGGCCCUGUCAACCAUACCUCCCUGGCAGCAUCCCUCCAGCCCGCACAGAUUUGCUAGUCCUACGCUUGUGUUUGCUUGCAAGUAGGAACUCCUAAAGCUAGUUAAACUGCAUGUGCAAUACGGAAACCGGAACAGACUGCACCUUGUGGAAGAAAAACAUGCUUAAGGGAUGUAAUGAAAGUGGUGUAUACAUUUAAGCAUUUUCUACGUAGCAAGAGCUUCAUACGAACAUGUUGUGUGUAACAGGUGAAUGGAGACCCUUUUUAUAAACUUACCAGCAGUGUUUAAAAAUAAACUUCCAUUACUUUUGUUUCACA
Mus pahari (shrew mouse) is the source of this 3668-nucleotide messenger RNA. RefSeq names its product SIM bHLH transcription factor 2 (gene Sim2). Gene Ontology annotation, biological process: regulation of transcription by RNA polymerase II. The transcript is spliced from 11 exons. The coding region runs from base 558 to 2528 and encodes 656 amino acids. The record is from RefSeq and is a predicted model, not a curated record. NCBI's taxonomy places the organism in Eukaryota, Metazoa, Chordata, Mammalia, Rodentia, Muridae. Gene Ontology annotation, molecular function: protein dimerization activity; DNA-binding transcription factor activity, RNA polymerase II-specific; RNA polymerase II transcription regulatory region sequence-specific DNA binding.